Didymodactylos carnosus is the source of this 1726-nucleotide messenger RNA. Lineage: Eukaryota; Metazoa; Rotifera; Eurotatoria; Philodinida; Philodinidae. The record is from the annotation of a GenBank genome assembly.
UUUGUUUUUGAUACAUUAACCGGUAGAAUGAUAUCAUCCGCGAAUUUAGCUAAUGAACCUAGCGCUAUCCUAGCCCGUUGUUCUAAUUCCUCAAUAUUCACAGAAAAACGCUUCUCCAAUGAUCCGAGAAAAACAAGGACCAGAUCGUCCGCAAAUAAAUGUGUAACUAGUUGCAUGAAAUAUUUAGGAAGAAAAUGGAUGUGAAGGCGGAAUAAUGUAGUAGCAAGUACUGAACCUUGAGGAGUUCCCACCAAAAGUUUUAUUACUCUUGAGCUGGCUUCACCGUGGCAGAUUGAGAAAGAUGUAUUCUGCAGCCACAGAUAUAUCCACCGGACCAGUUCCAGCGGCAUUUCCAGUUCUAAUAAAUUACUUAUCAGAGCUGAAAACCACAUCCGAUCAAAGGCAGUCAUAAAGUCCACGAAGAUUAUUAAUCCUGGACGAUUACUAGCAGCAACUGUUAGUCUUAAAUCUUCGCAUAAAGAUAAUAUCCUUGUUUGCAGCCUCCUUCCGGGUGUAAAACCUGAUUGUUCAUCAACAUAGAUACCCUUUUCGUAACGCCAAUUUAAAAUACGUUGAUAAACAAUCCUUUCAAACCAUUUUCCAAUAUUGGGAACCAGAGAGAUAGGGCGGAGUCGAUUUUCCUGCGGAUAUAGACCUUCUUUUGAUAAACAAACUACUUUUGCAUGCUUUGCUCCUUCAAAAAAAACCUCCUUUUUCAGCGCAUUUAUUAAUAAGAAAUACCGAGCCUUUUAAAUUAAGUGUUGUGCUUUUAAACUGCCACUAAGUCUCUCGCGUCUUUCACGAGAAAACUGGUCUAGGUUAAAUCUUUAACGUGUUAUGCGAUUGUCUUGAAACUCAGGCCUUUUGAAGGAUUUCAAGAUGUGCUCUUUCUUUUGUCUCGGGGAAAAAAUCGGACUUUUCGGAUUAUAGGUGAUGAUGAAAACGCAUUUAGAAUAGAAAAUAACUCAGCUCAGGUUGGCGGUGGGAGCCUGCGUUAAAUCGGCAGAUAAUUGAAAAAUGAACAAACGUAAGUAUUUGACGAGCUUCUACGAAAAACUUUAGCGCUUAGAAUUUUCUUAAAAUCGUUUCAACGCGUAGAGCUGAAAAUCUAAACAUUUCAUAAAAUCUUGAGUUGUUAAGCUAGAGCUCUGAUUCAGAAGCCAUUGUACAAAAACAUAUUAUAGCAAGUUAUCAUGAAAAUGUUUGAAUGAAAGAAGAAUCUUUACGAAAAAAUUAUAAUUCAAUUUAUGAUCUUGCAAAAGAUACUUUAUGUGGAAAACAUUUUACUAGUCUAGUUGAUUCAAUCCCAUAUAAGAAUAUCAUUUAUGAAUUUUGUUUCGUAUAUUUUGAAAUAUGUUGCUGAUGAUUAUGGUUUAGAUCUUUAACUAAAUUAUCAAGUAAAGAUAAUGAUGAUCAACUCGUUUCCUAUUUCACUUGUAAUUCGAUUCCACCAGAGUCUAAAAUUCGCUUCAACGUGUAGAGCUGAACAUCUAAGUUGUGAAUUACUAGUAAAUUACUUGAAUUAAUUGAUUAUGCAUCAUUUACUGUUAAUAAUGAAAAUCCAGCUGUUCCUAUGAUGCGAGAAAUAUUAACAUUAAAUCAUCAUUAUUCUUGUAUUCCUCAAACACCAUUAUUUUAUUUAUGUCGACAACAUAUCAGAAGUUUAGCAAAUCUCAAAUUUGGCAAAUCAACAAAAUCAAUUCAAUGGUUUGAUCGCGACUUCUGA